Malania oleifera is the source of this 2254-nucleotide messenger RNA. Its product is annotated as UBP1-associated protein 2C. The record is from RefSeq and is a predicted model, not a curated record. The coding region runs from base 113 to 1468 and encodes 451 amino acids. Gene Ontology annotation, molecular function: RNA binding. Lineage: Eukaryota; Viridiplantae; Streptophyta; Magnoliopsida; Santalales; Ximeniaceae. The transcript has 2 exons.
AUCAUUUCCUCUUUGCUGCGGGUUUAUCCCUUUCUCCGUAUUGAGUUAGGGUUAGUGUUAGGGUUUUCCGCAGAUAUUUUUCUAGGGUUUUCUCUAUUGUUAUCAGCUAUCUAUGGACCCUGCCAAGAAGCGAAAGAUCGACGAGAACGGUGUUGCAGCAACGGAUGUAGACGCCGGAUCCAGUCUCACCCUAGAAGAUGCUCGCAAGAUUAUCGAGCCCUUCACUCACGAGCAGCUCAUCGAGAUCGUCCAAAACGCCGCCGUCCGACACCUAGACGUACUCGACGCCGUCCGAUCCAUCGCCGAUCGGGAUCCCACCCAGCGCAAGCUUUUCAUUCGCGGCCUCGGAUGGGACACCACCACCGAGAACCUCCGCAAUCUCUUCUCCACCUACGGCGACCUCGAAGAAGCCGUCGUGAUCCUUGACAAAGUCACCGGGAAAAGUAAAGGGUAUGGGUUUGUUACGUUCAAGCACGUCGAUGGCGCCUUGCUCGCGUUGAAGGAGCCAAGUAAGAAAAUUGAUGGGCGAAUGACCGUGACCCAGCUUGCGGUAUUGGGAAAUUCCGGGUCUAAUGCGAAUCCGACUGCGAUUGAUGUUUCUAUGCGCAAGAUUUAUGUAGCCAACGUGCCAACUGAUAUGCCAGCGGAUAGGCUUUUGGCGCACUUCUCCUCUUAUGGGGAGAUAGAAGAAGGUCCCUUGGGUUUUGACAAACAGACAGGCAAGUCAAGAGGGUUCGCCUUGUUCGUGUACAAGACAGCUGAGGCAGCGAGGGCUUCACUGGUUGAUCCAGCCAAGACAAUUGAUGGGCACCAGCUUAUGUGCAAAUUGGCUAUUGAAGGAAAGAAGGGAAAGCCAGGGAUGCCUGGGGGAGUUCAAGGCCCUGCUGGAGGAGAGGCGCACGGGGAUGGGCUUGGAUUGCCUCCAACGUCGAUGCCAGGGUCGCUUGGUUCCCAGUAUGGGGGACCUGGAGGUCCAGGUGGGAUUUCUUCAUAUGGUGGGUUUUCUGGUGGGCCGCCCCCACUUGGUCAUCAUCAUGGGUUGAAUUCUUCAUUGCCCUCUUCUCUUGGCGGCCCAGGGCUGUCAUCAGUUGGGGGUCAAGUGCCUGCGUCUUAUGGCAGUGGGAUGGGUGGUCCAUAUGGUGCCUCCCAAUAUGGCGGUCCAACUGCAACAGGAUAUGGCGGAUUAGGUGGUGCUGGCAGUGGGCUGGGUGGUGGAUUGGGUGGCGCAGGUGGUGGAUUGGGUGGUGCAGGUGGUGGGUUAGGUGGUGCUGGGGGUGGUUCUUCUAUGUAUGGUAGGUUGCCACCCAAUACUGCUGGAAUGCCAUCUUCUGGAGGAUAUCCUGAAAGUGGGCACUAUAGCUUAUCAUCGUCUGGCUAUCCUAGCCAGCACCACCAGGCGACAGGGACAUCACCAGUACCUAGGGUCGCUCCAGGGGGCAUGUACCAGGGAAUGCCUCCUUACUACUGAGUGCAUUGUGCAGUCUCGUGGUAUAUUGAAACCAGGUUUUGCCCUUGUUCGGUUGAUGACUUGUGAUAUCAAAGGACAGGGAGCCAAAAUCACGGUGAUUAAAUUCAGAUGAGUCAGAGGUUACUCUUUACGUGACCAUCUUUGGCCUCGGAGCGAGCGAGCAUGCAUGUGUCUGAUGGAAAUUGUAAAUACAGCAAUAGAUGUGGCUGGAGGAGGACCUGUUUGGAAAUUUGAUGAAUGGUAGGGAUGAUCUUUAGAGAAAUGGAAUGAGAGUGGAUAUGGCAGCGUGCAGGCCUGCACUGUUCGUGGCAUGAUAUUUUCAUUUUGCCCCAUUGUUGGGAAGGUUCCCAAUGAAGAAUCCAAGGGCAGUGUUUGUUGCAUUUAAUGGGAAUAAUGUAUGCAUGUCAUGUGCUCACAAGUUGAGCGGUUGAAGCUGCAUGGGGCUCACCUCUUUCAUCCACCUGCCGUAAUCAAUGACUCGCUGAGAACAGCAUUGCUUGGACAAUUGCUGCUGUUCCGGUAAAGCCAUUCUUCUGAUGGGACCAACUUACUGCAGAUUUCUUAGUUUCCUCCAGCCCUUUUUAAGGAUUGCAGAUUGCUUAGUUUCCUGAAGCCCUUUUUAGCAAUUGUACUUGCGAAACCAGGAGAAUCGCAUUUUACCAAUCCCUGCUAUCUGCCUGACCAUAAAAAUGAGCCAAGACAACGCCUUCCUCUGCAUAUGUUUUGCUGCAACAACAAUAACCUUUUAGAAAUUAAAAUCAGAAUUGGCUAUUGGAUGCCCUGCAA